AUUACCAAAUAAAAAACUUUAAAAACAAUUUAGUUAUACAAAAAACGAACAUAACGUAACAUGUUAAAUAGUAUCUGUGCUUACCAAAGGCAAAUAUGAAAUUAAAUCUUUCCUCUCUGAAUUUAUAUCUAUUGUGCCAAAGGAAUUACGAUUAAAGCACAAGUAAUGGUAUUGAAAAGUCAUGUUUGUUUUUUUUUAUCUCUCUUGCGAUCGGAAUUAAAUAAGCAAUAAUACUCCUCUACUAACGACCUAAGAAUAUCCACAUAGCUUUUAUUGCAAGAUCAUACCCAAAAUGUACAUGUUGUAAUGAAUUUAUGUUUUUAGACAUUGACGAGACUACUAUAUGAUAGGUAUAAAUCUUUGUACCUCAUCAUAUCAUCGUAGUCUGUAUAGAUAAACAAAUCAUCGUGAUGAUUUUUGCUCUUUAUCACAAUGAUAAACAUUGUUUGGUCAAAUAUAAACAGGUGAAUUUAAACAAGGUGAGGCAGUCGUGUACGGAAGGUAAUGGUAAUAUCACUAAAAUGUUGAAAUGGAUAUUGUUAGGAGUAUUAAUGAUAAUUGGAAGAGGAGAUGCAAAGGAAGCAUGGUUGGUGAACACAGACCAAGGCCCUGUCCGAGGAUACAAAGCAUCUGGUGAUGAUGUUUUCGUAUUUUAUGGAAUCCCAUACGCAACUGCACCUACCGGCCGUAAUAAAUAUAAGGCACCACUUCCAGCUUCUACUUGGUCAGAGCCAUUUGAAGCGGUUAAUAGAAACAUAAUUUGCCCACAAAUGUAUAGUGUUUACAUGGCACAUCCGAAUGGAACUCAAGUAAAUGACUGUUUGGUCGCUAACAUUUAUGUUCCGGAUACAAAACGAGAUAAGUUACCAGUUUUAGCCCAAGUCCACGGAGGUGGAUAUCAAAUUGGUUACGGUAACUUUAUCGUAGGAAAAAACUUGAUUAGGGAGAAAGAAAUGAUAAUUGUCAAUUUUAAUUAUCGCCUCGGACCCCAUGGAUUUCUAUGUCUAGGCACACCAGACGCACCGGGUAACGUCGGUAUAAAAGAUCAGGUAGCUUUACUUCGUUGGAUUCAGAGAAAUAUCGCCAGUUUUGGUGGUAACACUGAUGAUGUGACUAUAACAGGAUACAGUGCAGGGGCAUCGGCAGUAGACCUUUUAAUGCUCUCACCGAUGACUAAAGGUUUGUUUAACAAAGUCGUGCCAGAAAGUGGACCUAAUUUAGCAGCGUUUAGUGUUCAAGGGGAGCCGCUAGAAAAUGCUAAAAGAUACGCAAAGAUGUUAAACUUUUCAGGAGACGUUAAUGACAUUUAUGCCCUUGAAGAAUUUUAUAAAACGGUCUCUGAUGAUGUCUUGCAUUCUGUCAAUGUACUAUUUGAAAAGAACGAGACUUUAAUUUUCACACCUUGUAUAGAACGUGAUGUUGGUGAAGAGAUGUUCCUGAAUGACUCCCCUUACAAUAUAUUAAAAAACGGUAGGCAACACAAGGUGCCUAUGCUUUAUGGAUUCGCGGAAAUGGAAGGAUUGAUAAGAAUACCAUUCUUUGACAUGUGGAAGGAUGGCAUGAAUGAUAAAUUUUCAGAUUACCUACCUGGCGAUUUACAAUUUAAAACUGAAGCGGAAAGAGAAAAGAUCCCAGAGGAAGUGAAAAGGUUCUAUUUUAGUGGACAACCAAUUAAUGAAGAAACUGUAUUUAGAUAUAUUGAUUAUUUUACCGAUAUUUUUUUCGGUUACGGUACCCUUAGGUCAGUGAGGCUACAAGUGGAAUCAGGCAACAAUAACAUCUACUUGUAUCAAUACGACUUUGUCGAUGAGACCGAGCUUUUUAUACCACAUACAGAGUUACGUGGCGCUGAUCACUGCGCACAGAGUUUGGGAGUUUUCGAUAGCUUUACACAAGACCCUUAUGAAGAAAACCUCACUGAUGAUUUAAAGGGUGUAAAAAGAAUGAUGAGAAAAAUGUGGGCUAGCUUUAUAACAACUGGUAAACCUAUACCAGAGGGCUCUGACCUGCCCGACUGGCCGCCAGCUAAAGCCAACGGAGGUCCUCACAUGCGUAUUGACAAGUUCAUCAAACUGCGGGGACCACUGCUACAGCAACGUGUUCUGUUCUGGGAUGAAAUCUACGACAAAUAUUAUAAAGCGCCUUCUCCGCCACCUACACCACCACCGAGGCAUAAAUCCGAGUUGUAAUGAAGCAAAAAAGACUUUUUCCUGUAGAGAUUUUUUUGUCAGAUUCUCUAAGAAAUGAGCCAUACUGUACAUGUUCGAUUUUACAUAAAAAUAUGAAGAGCAACAAUAUGGCUGAUCAGCUAUUAUUUUCAAAAUGUUAUUGCUCACUUCGCAGUUUCCAUAAUGUUUACUGAUUGUUUGAAGAUUUCGAACGAGAUAAAUGCAAACUUUUGAAAUAAUAAUAUAGUAAGAAACUCGCGUUGAAGUUUUGGUUAAUAGCGCAAUAAAGGAAGGGUAACAAGAAAACUUUGAAGUAUUAUCUUCGAGUUCGAGUUCGUUUUGAAACCGCCCCCAGACUUUGAGUUUGGUUUUAUCUUCGAUUUAUCAUAUUCGUAACGCGAUAAAUGUUCUCAUUUGCUUCUACCUUUUAGGAUUAAACUAAGUUUUCAAUGUUUAAUGUUGAGUAUGUUAAAGCCUCAUGGUCUGUUUAGAUUUUAUGUUUAUUUUAAAGUCUCGACUAGAAAAUUAGUGACUAGGCUUUGCUGUGUUUGUUUCUGUGAUGUUUUUAAUAAUAAACCCGUACGUAUACUACAAUUACACAUUUUUUUAUUCUUGAAGAGGUUUGAUUUAAGCGUUAAUACAAUAAAAAUUUGAUUGAUCGCAUUGUUUGACUUCAACGCUGUCUUUUUGAUAUGGGUAGGCAAUCUCCUGGGAGGCGGCUGUUCGAAAAAUACCUAUUUGUAUGACAAGAACAAAUGGCUAUUUCUAUAUUAUUGCAUUUGAAAAAUCAUUGUAU
This is a messenger RNA of Papilio polytes (common Mormon), 2964 nucleotides long. RefSeq names its product esterase FE4-like. Lineage: Eukaryota; Metazoa; Arthropoda; Insecta; Lepidoptera; Papilionidae. The record is from RefSeq and is a predicted model, not a curated record. Bases 411 to 2189 code for a protein of 592 amino acids. The transcript has 3 exons.